Aethina tumida (small hive beetle) is the source of this 1121-nucleotide messenger RNA. RefSeq names its product dnaJ homolog subfamily C member 17. Gene Ontology annotation, molecular function: nucleic acid binding. Gene Ontology annotation, cellular component: spliceosomal complex. Bases 241 to 1080 code for a protein of 279 amino acids. NCBI's taxonomy places the organism in Eukaryota, Metazoa, Arthropoda, Insecta, Coleoptera, Nitidulidae. The record is from RefSeq and is a predicted model, not a curated record. The transcript is spliced from 4 exons. Gene Ontology annotation, biological process: spliceosomal complex disassembly.
UACAUUUUAAUUUGAAAAAGAUUUUUUAAAUGUUGCAAUAGCAUAAAGUAAUAUACAUUGAUAGUUCCCAAUGAAAUUUGUUUUGUGCACUUGACAUAUUUCAAUUUUCCCGCGGAAAUCGUCAAGGUUAAAUUGCGAAAAUUAGAAGAAGAAGAACUAAUUUAAACGUAAAUAUUACAAUUGAGGUUAGUAAAUAUCAAUUCAAAACUGAGAAAAUUUAAAUCUUAAUUCUACACAAAAAUGGAAGAGAGUAUAGAAAACCUCGACUUGUAUGAACUGCUAGAAAUUGAAUUUACCAGUUCAGUAAAUGAUAUUAAAAAAGCGUACAGAAAAAAAGCAUUGCAAUGCCAUCCAGAUAAAAAUCCAGACGACCCGGAAGCGGCAAAAAAGUUCCACCAACUAUCAAAAGUCUUGGCACUGUUAACUGAUGAAGCAGCUAGAGCAGCUUAUGACAGAGUUUUGAAAGGAAGAAAAGAAGCAGCUUUGAGACACAAGGAACUCGACGGCAAACGACGAAAAUUAAAAGAGGAUCUUGAAGCUAGAGAAAAGAGCGCUUCUAGUGGUCAAAAGCAAAAAUCAGCUGAUGAAAAGUUGAAGGAGGAAAUUGACAGGUUGAGAAAAGAGGGAUCAAAACUAGUGGAAGAGGAGAUUAAUUAUGUCAAUCAACAAUUGGCUAAAGAAAAUGUUGGGACUGGUGCAUGGGAUAGUUCACAACACAGAAUUAAAAUCAAAUGGAAAGCUUCAAAAGGUGACAACACCAAUGGAGGCUAUAGCAAAGAAGUGUUGGAGAGGAUCAUGUUAAAACAUGGUGAUAUAGAAGGUUUAGUGAUGUCUAGGGGCAGUGCUUUAGUGGAAUUUAAAGAGCAAAGUGCUGCUGAACAAGUUAUGGAGUUUGAGAUAGGUUUAACAUCUAAUCCAUUGAAACUGAACUGGGUUAAUCCUCCCCCAAAAGUGAAUAAACCUCAUAGUUCUUUAAUAAAAGAUUCAGAUUUUGAAAGUGUAACUUUGAUGAAGAUGAGGCAAGCAGAAGAAAGAAAACGUUUAAUAGAACAAAUGAUGAAGGAAGAUGAAGAAAGUUAAUCCAAGAUCAUGUAUUGUUAAUAUACAUACCAGAAAAUUUA